CUACAAAGGAGCUGCUAAGUUGUUGGAGGCCCAAGCAAGAAAAGGACCAGAAUGAAUAAAUUUGUUCUUUCUGCCCUCGUGGCAUUCUGCCUGGCUGUAUCUUUGCAGGCUGUUGUAUCUUAUGAACCCCUAGAAACAGCUGCCUAUGAAGCCGAUCAAUCUGACGAUUUGGGCGCUGUGAAGGAUGCAGUCGACACCAAUGCUGAUGAAGGAUUUGAAGAUGAACUGAGCGAUUACGAAGAUGAAGAUGACAAUGAUGAAGAUGAAGAUGAAGUUGACAAUGAUGAAGACGAAGAGGAGGAAGAGAAUCCAAACGGAAGCAGCGAUGCUCAAGCAGAUCCAAUACCAUUUCUUGGCAGAAUCAGAAUCCCGAGAAUUCCAAGAAUCCGGAUCCCGGGGCCAAGAAUCCCGCUCCCGAGAAUCCCGAGGCCAAGAAUCCGGAUCCCGAGGCCAAGAAUCCCGCUCCCGAGAAUCCCCAGACCAAGAAUCCCAAGGCCCCGCUUCCGGUUUGGGAAAAAGUAAAGGGACCUACCCGCUGACCUAUCUUUUAGAAGCCGAGGCUACGAGAAAUUAUG
Messenger RNA from Stylophora pistillata, 575 nucleotides. RefSeq lists its product as uncharacterized. Lineage: Eukaryota; Metazoa; Cnidaria; Anthozoa; Scleractinia; Pocilloporidae. The record is from RefSeq and is a predicted model, not a curated record.